AUGCCUGCCACCACGGCGGACACCUUAUCCCUCGUCAACCGCAGCGUCACGGUUGCCCCGUUAGUCCUGCUUUCUGUCGCCGAUCACUACGGACGUACAGCAAAGGGAACUCGCAAGCGUGUAGUGGGUGUGCUACUGGGAGAGAACUCGGGCAACAAUGUGCGGGUAUCCAACAGUUUCGCAGUGCCGUUCGAGGAAGAUGAGAAGGACCCAUCAGUGUGGUUCCUGGACCACAACUUCGUCGAAUCCAUGAGAGACAUGUUCAAGAAGAUCAAUGCCCGGGAGAAGUUGGUUGGCUGGUAUCACUCUGGCCCCAAGCUACGCGCUUCAGAUCUGGAAAUCAACGAGCUCUUCAAGAAAUACACCCCGAACCCCUUGUUGGUCAUUGUCGAUGUACAACCCAAGGAGGUUGGUGUCCCUACAGACGCCUACUUUGCCGUGGAUGAGAUCAAGGAUGACGGAACCACAACCUCAAAGACCUUCGUGCAUACACCAUCGAUAAUUGAGGCCGAGGAAGCAGAGGAAAUCGGUGUGGAACAUCUUCUCCGCGAUAUCAGGGAUGUAGCCGUCGGCACUCUUUCCACACGUAUUACCUCACAGCUGCAAUCAUUGCAAGGGCUGCACCUCCGACUCCGCGAUAUCGGUCAAUACCUUCAAAAAGUCCUCGAUGGAGAACUCCCAGUCAACCACGCUAUCCUGGGUAACCUUCAGGAUGUAUUCAACCUCCUUCCCAACCUGUCGACCCCCGCACAGACACCACGAAUCAGCGGCCAAGAGACACAGAUCGAGAACAGCGAGCUGGCCCGGGCGAUGAGCGUGAAGACAAAUGACCAGCUUAUGGCUAUCUACAUUAGUAGUUUGAUUCGCGCUAUCACGGCUUUCCAUGAUCUGAUUGAGAACAAGAUUCAAAACAGACAGCAGCAGGAGGAGAAUGAUACAAAGCGUGAGGAGCUGGACAAGGAGAAGGAUGGUAAGAAGGAGAAGGAUCAGAAGGAGGAUGAAUCUGAUAAGAACAAGAAGAAGAAUUAA
Molecule: messenger RNA, 1029 nt
Organism: Penicillium malachiteum
Lineage: Eukaryota; Fungi; Ascomycota; Eurotiomycetes; Eurotiales; Aspergillaceae
Gene: rpn8
Product: proteasome regulatory particle lid subunit RPN8
Exons: 3
Coding region: 1-1029 (342 amino acids)
Biological process (GO): proteasome-mediated ubiquitin-dependent protein catabolic process
Cellular component (GO): proteasome regulatory particle; proteasome complex
Molecular function (GO): metallopeptidase activity; protein binding
Source: RefSeq, a predicted model, not a curated record